AGUGGUUACACCCAACCUGCCCCUUCUCAUGUGAAUCUCCACCCCAAGCAGCCUUCAUUAUAACCUGGAUGGGGCUGUUAAUAGGAUCAAGGUACAGGAAGAGCAACAGCGGGAAAACAGAUCUCCCCCGUGCCAGGAAUCCCAGGAAUUCCUGAAAUCCGAGCGUUCUAUUAUUAUUAAUUUUUUUUUUUAAAGACUGCACUGGAAUAAAGGUGCUUUUUUUUGGUGUCCUGAGCUUUGAAGAAAAAACCCAUCAACAACCCAAACACCCCCACUUUUAUUUCCCCCCCGAUUUCCACAGCAGCAAAUCAGCAUUUGCUUUACCACAUGAGCUAGAGGAAUGGCUUGUCUGGACUAUAUGAAAGAGAAAAGAAGAUGAUUUUGGGAACUUUUUAAACGAGAUUUACAAAUAUUUUUCCCCUCUCCACUUCUUAGAUGUAGAGAGUAGUUGCAGGUUUAAGACUACUGCAUUUACUACUUUUAAAAAUAAAAUAAAAUAAAAAUAAAUCUUUAUUUUCAUUCUACUGCUCCCCCUGGCUUUUAGUGGAUUUUCGUCAUUCCCACCCUCCACUUGUGGAGGAUAACUGGACUACUGAUACUUACCUUUUUGUGACUUGGAAUGAUUUUAACACUUGGUUUGGUGGUGUUUUUAUAAGAAACAAAUCUACAUAUUUUUGGUGAUUAUAUAUAUUUUUUCUUGGUGGUAGUUUGAUAUAGACUUUUUUUGGAGCUGUGUGUUUUCAAGAUGCAGAGGACUGAACAAACCAUGUUUCAGUUUGAGCCAGGGUACAUGGAUGUCCAAAGACCUACAUCACCCUCUCUCUUGUCACCAGCUGCGUUUGUCAACUCUGCACAAUAUUCUAAUGUUCUGGAAGGAAGAUUCAAACAACUGCAAGAUGAACGUGAAGCAGUGCAGAAAAAAACCUUUACAAAAUGGGUCAAUUCACACCUGGCAAGGGUUACCUGUCGGAUUUCUGAUCUCUACAAUGACUUGCGAGAUGGACGCAUGCUUAUUCGGCUGUUGGAAGUACUGUCUGGAGAGCAACUGCCAAAACCUACUAAAGGCCGCAUGCGUAUUCAUUGCCUGGAAAAUGUAGACAAAGCCCUGCAGUUUUUGAAGGAGCAAAAAGUCCAUUUGGAGAACAUGGGAUCACACGAUAUUGUCGAUGGGAACCACAGGCUGACUUUAGGACUCAUCUGGACUAUAAUCCUCAGGUUUCAGAUCCAAGAUAUCAGUGUAGAGACCGAAGAUAACAAAGAAAAGAAGUCUGCCAAGGAUGCUUUAUUGCUCUGGUGCCAAAUGAAGACUGCAGGGUAUCAGAAUGUCAAUGUUCACAACUUCACCACAAGCUGGCGAGAUGGGCUCGCAUUUAAUGCCAUUGUACACAAGCACAGACCCGACCUCAUUGAAUUUGACACCUUAAAAAAGUCCAAUGCCCACCACAAUCUUCAAAAUGCCUUCAACACUGCAGAGAGGGAGUUGGGCCUCACUAAACUUCUGGAUCCUGAAGAUGUGAAUGUUGAUCAGCCAGACGAGAAAUCGAUCAUCACCUAUGUGGCCACAUUUUAUCACUAUUUCUCCAAAAUGAAAGCUCUUGCUGUGGAGGGCAAGCGUAUUGGCAAGGUGUUGGACCAGGCCAUUGAAGCAGAUCAGCUAGUUGAGAAUUAUGAGCAGUUGGCGACAGAACUCCUGCAAUGGAUUGAGCAGAUGAUAAUUACUCUUAAUGAUCGCAAGUUAGCCAACUCUUUGAGCGGUGUUCAAAACCAACUUCAGGCCUUCAACACCUACCGAACUGUGGAAAAGCCCCCAAAGUUCACAGAGAAAGGAAAUUUGGAGGUUCUUCUGUUUACAAUCCAGAGUAAAAUGAGAGCUAACAAUCAGAAAGUGUAUACUCCUAGAGAAGGCAAACUUAUAUCAGACAUAAACAAGGCAUGGGAGCGUUUGGAGAAGGCAGAACAUGAGCGUGAGCUUGCACUGCGUAACGAGUUGAUUCGUCAAGAAAAAUUGGAGCAGUUAGCUGCUAGGUUUGACCGUAAAGCCGCCAUGAGAGAAACUUGGCUGAGUGAAAAUCAACGUCUUGUCGCUCAGGAUAAUUUUGGUUUAGACUUGGCUGCAGUUGAGGCUGCGGUGAGAAAGCAUGAGGCCAUUGAGACCGAUAUUGUGGCCUAUAGUGAGCGCGUGCAGGCAGUAAAUGCUGUGGCAGAUGAGCUGGAAGCAGAGAACUAUCAUGACAUUCGAAGGGUGUUGGCUCGAAAGUGUAAUGUGACCCGGCUAUGGAAUUACCUGAAGGAGCUUGUGGCAGCUAGAAGGCAGAGACUCCUAAUGAAUCUGGAGCUUCAGAGGAUGUUUCAAGAUCUGUUAUAUCUUAUGGACUGGACUGAUGAUAUGAAGGGUCGUCUACAGUCUGAGGAUUAUGGCAAACAUCUACAUGGGGUAGAAGACCUUCUUCAGACACACAACCUAGUGGAAGCGGACAUCACAGUUCAUGCAGAACGUGUUAAAUCUGUUGCAUCUGUAGCACAGAAAUUUAUGGCGGAUGAUGAAGGUUACAAACCAUGUGACCCAGAUUUAGUGCGAAAGCGUGUGCAUCUUUUGGAACAACAAUAUGCAGAUUUGUGUGAGUUGUCUGCGGCCAGGCGGUCAAAACUAGAGGAAUCUCGUCGGCUCUGGAAGUUCUUUUGGGAUAUGGAGGAGGAGGAGGCUUGGAUUCGUGAACAGAGUCGACUUCAACUUUCUGAAGAUUAUGGCAAAGAUCUCACCAGCUCUUUAAGACUGAUAAGCAAGCAUAAUGCCUUCCGUGGUGAGAUGAGUGGACGUUAUGGUCCACUGCAGCAAACUGUGGCUGAAGGAGAAGAACUUGUGUCUCAGGGACACUUUGGUGCACGGGAAAUUGAGGAAAAAAUAGCUGAUGUAAUGGGCCAGUGGAAAGAGCUGGAGACCUUAGCUGAAGAUAGGGAGAAGAGACUAAGGGAGGCCUACCGCUAUUACCAAUUUCAAGCUGAUGCCAAUGAUGCAGAGGCCUGGAUCCUUGAUACAUUACGCCUGGUUUCAGCCAAUGAUGUGGGCCAUGAUGAGUACUCUACGCAGACACUAAUUAAAAAGCACAAGGAUGUAGAAGAAGAAAUCCUCAACCAUAGGCCAGCUAUUGAUGCUCUACAUGAGCAGGCUCGAACCUUGCCACCAGCUUAUUCCCAUUCUCCAGAAGUUGAUGGAAGGCUCCCAGCUUUAGAACAACGGUAUGAGGAACUGGUAGAUCUGGCUGCCCAUCGCAAACAAGCUCUUCAAAAUUCGUUGGCUCUUCACAAAAUGUUCAGUGAGGCAGAUGCCUGCGUACUCUGGAUCGAUGAGAAGGAGCAAUGGCUAAAUGGUAUGGAGAUUCCAGAAAAGCUUGAAGAUCUUGAAGUUGUUCAGCAAAGAUUUGAAACACUGGAGGCAGAAAUGAAUAACUUGGCUUCCAGAGUUGCAUCUGUAAAUGAAAUUGCUGAACAGUUGUUGAGCAUCGACCAGAGAAAUGAAGACAGCAUCAGAUCAACACAGAACCAGCUAAAUGCCUGUUGGGAUCAGUUUCGCCAGCUUGUUGCCCAGAAGAAGGCGGCACUUGAUUCUGCUCUUGAUAUUCAGAAUUAUCACCUGGAAUGCAAUGAAACAGUGUGCUGGAUGAGGGAAAAGACCAAGGUUAUUGAGUCCACACAAAGCUUGGGAAAUGACCUGGCAGGUGUCACUGCUCUCCAGCGCAAACUUACUGGCAUGGAACGUGACUUAGAAGCUAUACAGGGGAAAGUUGGUGACCUACGUGAAGAGGCAGAAAAGCUUGCCUCUGAGCACCCACACAAAGCCACUGCCAUUACCGGCCGACUAUCUGAGAUUGAUGACACCUGGGGAGAACUGAAAAAUACCAUGAAAAAGAGAGAAGAAACUUUAGGGGAAGCAAGUAAGCUGCAGGGAUUCUUGCGUGAUCUGGAUGACUUCCAAAAUUGGCUUUCAAGGACUCAGACAGCAGUUGCAUCAGAGGAUGUCCCUGCUGACUUGGCAGAAGCAGAGAGGCUUUUGGCACAGCAUGAAGGCAUAAGGAAAGAGAUAGAACGUUAUGGAGCAGACUACCAUAGAGUGAGAGAUGUAGGUGAAGAAGUGACCCGUGGACAGACUGAUGCACAGUACAUGUUCUUGCAACAGAGGCUUAAGGCAUUGGACACUGGCUGGAAUGAACUUGGACAGAUGUGGGAGAACAGGCAUCAGCUUCUUUCCCAAGGUUACAGCUUCCAGGUGUUCUUGAGGGAUGCAAAGCAAGUGGAGGGAUUCCUCAAUAACCAGGAGUAUGUCUUAUCCCACACGGAAAUGCCUGGCACUCUUCAGCAAGCUGAGGCUGCCAUAAAACGUCAUGAAGACUUCUUGACGUCCAUGGAUGCCAAUGAGGAGAAGAUUCAAACUUUAGUGGACUCAGGGAGGAAAUUAAUUCAGGAGCAGAAUGUGAACUCUGACAAGAUUCAGGAGAAAGUUAAUUCAGUUGAUGACCGACACACGAAGAAUAAAAAUGCAGCCAAUGAUGUUUUGAAUCGUCUGAAGGACAAUCGUGAUCUUCAGCAUUUCCUUCAAGACUGUCAAGAGCUUACUUUGUGGAUCAAUGAGAAAAUGCUAACUGCCCAGGAUGUCUCAUAUGAUGAAGCUCGAAACCUGCACAGCAAGUGGCAGAAGCACCAGGCUUUUAUGGCAGAGCUAGCAUCAAAUAAGGAUUGGCUGGAUAAGAUUGACAAGGAAGGGCAUCAACUCAUGGCAGAGAAACCAGAGCUAGAGCCUGUUGUGAGAGAGAAGUUGGAUUCACUUCAUAAUUUGUGGAAUGCAUUGGAAUCAACCACCAACAGUAAAGCACAGUGUCUGUUCGAUGCUAAUAGGGCAGAGCUCUUCACACAAAGUUGCUCUGCUUUGGAAAGCUGGCUGCAGAAUCUGGAGGAACAGCUCCAUUCGGAUGAUUAUGGAAAAGACUUGACCAGCGUUAACAUCCUACUGAACAAGCAGCAGAUGCUAGAGAACCAGAUGGAAGUUCGGGAGAAAGAGCUAGAUGCCAUCCAGACUCAAGCACAAGCUCUGGGACAGGAAGAUGCCAAUAUAGUUGAGGUUGACUCCAAGAACAAGACUGUUGCAGACAGGUUCUUCACGUUACGUGCUCCUCUCAAUGAAAGAAGGAAUCUGCUUUUAGCAUCGAAGGAAGGACAUCAGUUUAACAGAGACCUGGAAGAUGAAAUACUGUGGGUAAAGGAAAGAAUGCCAAUGGCUAAAUCUACCGAACAUGGGAGAGACCUCCCGACUGUGCAGCUGCUCAUUAAAAAGAAUCAGACUUUACAGAAGGAGCUUCAAGGGCACCAGCCUCGAAUCGAUGACAUCUUAGACAGAGGAAAGUCUAUGGUCAAGAACAAUGUGUUGGAUGCGCAGGAAAUUGGAGAGAGGCUUGAAUUGUUGAGGAGCACAUGGGAGGAUCUGGCAAUGGAAGCAGCAAACCGCCAUGCUCGUCUUGAAGAAUCCCAUGCAGCUCAGCAGUUUUAUGCUGAUGCUGCCGAGGCUGAAGCCUGGAUGGGAGAGCAGGAGCUGCAUAUGAUGUCUGAAGAAAAAGCCAAGGAUGAAAUUGGUGCACAGGCUAUGCUGAAGAAACAUUUAGUGAUGGAACAGGCUCUUGAUGACUAUGCAGAAACCAUUCACCAGCUAGCCAAUUCAAGCCGAGAAAUGGUCUCCAGAAAUCAUCCUGAGAGUGAUCGUAUUACCAUGCGCCAAGGGCAGGUAGAUAAACUAUACGCCAGCUUGAAGGACCUGGCAGAAGAGAGAUGUGGAAAACUGCAAGAACACCAAAGACUCUGUCAACUUAAGAGGGAUGUGGAAGACCUUGAGCACUGGAUCUCUGAACGCGAAGUGGUGGCAGCUUCCCACGAAUUAGGGCAGGAUUAUGAGCAUGUGACGAUGUUGAGGGACAAAUUCCGUGAGUUCUCCCGUGAUACUAGUAACAUUGGCCAAGAACGAGUGGAUGGUGUCAACCUAAUGGCAGAUGAGCUUAUAUCUUCUGGCCACUCUGAGAAUUCCACUGUAGCAGAAUGGAAAGACGCCCUUAAUGAAGCCUGGGCUGAUCUUCUUGAAAUGAUAGACACUCGAAGUCAGAUGUUGGCAGCGUCCUAUGAACUUCAUCGUUUCUACCAGGAUGCCCGCGAGACACUGGGGCAGAUUCAGGAUAAGCAGAAGCAGAUUCCAGAGGAGACUGGCAGGGACCUAAACACAGCUGAAGCUAUGCAGCGCAUGCACACCACAUUUGAACAUGACAUUCAAGCCCUCAGUGCACAAGUGAAGCAGGUACAAGAAGAUGCUUCCCGUCUACAAAAAGCGUAUGCAGGUGAAAAAGCUGCAGAUAUUCACCGCCAUGAGCAAGCAGUGACAGAAGCUUGGGGAGAGCUGCAAAGUGCUAGCAGUGCCCGACGCCAGCUUCUUUUGGAUACAGUGGAGAAAUUCCGCUUUUUCAGGAUGGUUCGAGACCUCAUGUUGUGGAUGGAUGACAUCAAUCUUUUGAUUGAUGCUCAGGAGAAGCCACGAGAUGUAUCCUCAGCUGAUUUAGUGAUCAAGAAUCACCAAGGGAUCAAGGCAGAGAUAGAUGCCCGAGCAGACAGCUUUACAACCUGCAUAGACCUUGGCAACACCCUCCUAGAGAAGAACCACUAUGCCUCUGACAAGAUCUCUGAAAAAUUGGAGCAGCUUCAGGAAAGAAGACAAGAGACUGAGAAUAAGUGGAAAGAUAAAAUGGAAUGGUUGCAGAUCGUUCUAGAAGUGCUGAUGUUUGGAAGAGAUGCCAAUGUGGCUGAGGCAUGGCUGUCCAGCCAGGAACCCAUUGUCCGAUCUGCAGAGAUCGGAAAUAAUGUUGAUGAGGUGGAAAAUCUGAUCAAAAGGCACGAGGCAUUCCAGAAAUCUGUGUCCACUUGGGAUGAUAGAUUUUUCCUUUUGGAGAAGUUAACCACGUUGGAAGAAAAGGAGAUGCGGCGCAGGCGGGAAGAGGAGGAAAGAAGAAGAAGGCCGCCAACCCCACCUCAGCCUGAAGAGCAAGAGGAUAGUUUGCAAACACAGAAUAAUCAAUCCACAGAAGACCAGACUGCAAUAGUUAACAUGCUACAAGAAAGGUUACAUGGUGCACAGAAUCCUUCUCAGGAACAAAUUUCAGUUAAUGGUCUGUGUGCAGAGUCUGAUUCUCCCCAGCCAUCCACUGAUACACGGAGGUUAGAAGACAGUUUGUCUGAAAACCAGGGCUUUGGAACAGCAGAUGUCACCAAUGGGGCCAAAACAGAACUUAGUGGCAAAGAUGGAAGCCCGCCUCCUUCACCUGAACUUCAGGUUAGACCAACCUUUUCUCCAUUGAACAUCCAGUCCUCAACUCUGCCAUUCGGCGUCUCUGAACCCCUUGCGUCUGAGCAGAUGGAGGGAAUGUUGCACCGCAAACAAGAAAUGGAAUCCCACAACAAAAAAGCUGCAAACAGGUCCUGGCAGAAUGUUUAUUGUGUAUUGAAGAAAGGCAACUUUGGUUUCUACAAGGAUGCUAAGAGUGCUGCCAGUGGAAUCCCAUAUCACAGUGAGGUUCCUAUCCAGCUCGCCGGAGCCCAAUGUAGUGUGGCACAUGAUUACAAAAAGCGCAAGAAUGUCUUCAAACUGAGCUUGUCUGAUGGGAAGGAGUACCUUUUUCAAGCCAAGGAUGAGGGUGAGAUGAGUAGUUGGAUGCGAGUGAUAAAUGCCUCACUGCCUUCGUCUCCUGGAGAUACAUCAGACCGUUCCCCAGGCCCCCCCAAGGGCAUGACACGUGCUAUGACUAUGCCACCCUUGUCACCUAUGUCACCCAACAGUGCCACAGAGGGCCAAGUUACACUACGCAACAAAGAAGGGAAAGAAAAAGACAGAGAAAAGAGAUUCAGCUUCUUUAAGAAGAAAUAAAUUGCUUGAUGCCACGAGUGAAAGUGGCCAUGAUCAGUUAUCACUGUUAAUCAGACCUUGUGAAACACAGCAUGGGACCUUUGGGUAAAGGUUGGGCUGGGGUGUUGUUAUGGGUUAGGCCACCACAGCAUUUUAUAUAUAUAUAUAUAUAAAUAUAUAUAAUUAUACAUACAUAAUGUGUACCUCCAAUGAUGAACAAUCAUUGAGGCCUUGUAAAUGCAACAUGGUUGGUGUGAUGUCAACUCAAGAGCCAGUUGCCCUGAAAAAUAAGGAGGUCCUCUAAUGAGGCCCAUUUAGCAGUUAAUGAGGGGGGGGUUUGUUAUUACAUCGUCAUUAAACUUUUUCCUUCUGAGUGGGGUCUUUCAUUGUCUUUAUGCGCAUGUCCGGCCAUAAUCUCUAACAUGACAGCAGACGUUGGAGAUGCAGUCCACAUUUAGCAGCGUAUAAUGGAGAUGCAAUAAACUGAAAGAACUCAGCUGUG
Messenger RNA from Pelobates fuscus (common spadefoot toad), 8429 nucleotides. RefSeq names its product spectrin beta chain, non-erythrocytic 1-like. The transcript is spliced from 36 exons. Gene Ontology annotation, molecular function: actin filament binding; structural constituent of cytoskeleton; phospholipid binding. The coding region runs from base 746 to 7948 and encodes 2400 amino acids. Gene Ontology annotation, cellular component: cell junction; plasma membrane; spectrin. Gene Ontology annotation, biological process: actin cytoskeleton organization. Lineage: Eukaryota; Metazoa; Chordata; Amphibia; Anura; Pelobatidae. The record is from RefSeq and is a predicted model, not a curated record.